Molecule: messenger RNA, 993 nt
Organism: Onychostruthus taczanowskii (white-rumped snowfinch)
Lineage: Eukaryota; Metazoa; Chordata; Aves; Passeriformes; Passeridae
Gene: MEPCE
Product: methylphosphate capping enzyme
Exons: 1
Biological process (GO): snRNA modification
Molecular function (GO): O-methyltransferase activity; RNA methyltransferase activity; snRNA binding
Source: RefSeq, a predicted model, not a curated record
GGCGGCGGCGGCGGCGGCAAGCGGCGCGGCAGCUGCGGGGCCAAGCAGCCGGCGUGGAAGCGGCGGCGCCGCGCGGCCUCGGAGUGCGGCCCGGUGCUGCCCUCGGAGUUCCUGCUGGGCGGCAACAUCUUCGACCCGCUCAACCUCAACAGCCUGCUGGACGAGGAGGUCAGCCGCGCCCUGAACGCCCGCACGCCGCAGUCCUCGCCGCUCCCGCAGCGCGGCCGCGACCCGGUGGAGAUCCUGGUGCCGCGGGACAUCACGGACCCGCUGAGCCUGAACGCGCCGGGCGAGGCGCUCCGCCUGGCCUCCCCCGCCAAGAGCGCCCGCCGCCGGCACCGCCACCGCGGCCAGCAGCGCUCCGCCAACACCGAGGAGCCCGCCGAGCCCCCCGCCGCCGCCGCGCCGUGCCCCGCCGCCGGCCGGCACCGCAAGCGCCGACGGACUUGCACCCGAUCCGAGCCGCCUCAUCCUCCUCAUCCUCUUCCUCCCGUGGAGAAACCCAAAGCGGGCGGCAAAGCGGCGCAGCGGCCGCGGCGCCAGGCGCGCAAGUUCCAGUACGGGAAUUACUGCAAGUACUACGGCUACCGCAACCCCGACGUGGAGGACGCGCGGCUGCGGGCGCUGCGGCCCGAGUGGUUCGCCGGCAAGGAGGUGCUGGACGUGGGCUGCAACGUGGGGCACCUGACGCUCAGCAUCGCCAAGCGCUGGGCGCCCGCCAGGGUGGUGGGGCUGGACAUUGACGGGCGGCUCAUCCGCUCGGCUCGCCAGAACAUCCGCCACUACCUGUCCGAGGGGCUGGGGGCGGACGGAGACCCCGCGGGGGGAGCCAGGAAAGGGUUCCCCGCCGCGCUCCUGGCCAGCCGAGGGCCCAUCGCCGCCCCGCAGCUGCCGCCAGACGGGCCCGGGGCGGCGGAUUUCCCGCACAACGUGGUGUUCGUCACGGUGAGAGGGGCGGGGGGGUCCCUGAGGGGUCUGGGGGUCCUGGUGCCA